Molecule: messenger RNA, 3018 nt
Organism: Moesziomyces antarcticus
Lineage: Eukaryota; Fungi; Basidiomycota; Ustilaginomycetes; Ustilaginales; Ustilaginaceae
Exons: 2
Coding region: 1-3018 (1005 amino acids)
Biological process (GO): regulation of DNA-templated transcription; DNA-templated transcription
Molecular function (GO): zinc ion binding; DNA-binding transcription factor activity, RNA polymerase II-specific; DNA binding
Source: RefSeq, a predicted model, not a curated record
AUGUCUACGAACGACCGCAACGCCGUCGGUUCGCCUGCGUAUGGCUCUCAUACAGGAAGCAGUGCGAGCUAUACCCACCAGACCCACGCCUCCCCCCAUAGAACAAAGAACGAGCCUUCGGACACUUCGCCCAUCAAAGCCGAUGCAUCGCGCCGUUCUUCUUCGCCCCCGCAAGCAUCCUCCUCCAAGGCCGGCAAUGCCAGGGACGACAACAAGGAAGACAAAAAGUCGCAAAAGCGACCCAGAGAACAGUAUAGCUGCGUCGAGUGCUUCCGGCGCAAGCAAAAGUGCGACCGACGCUUUCCGUGCAACAACUGUAUCAAGCGAAGGCUUCCCGAGCGAUGCGUGCCGCCUGCUUCGGCCCGAGCCAGUCUCGGCUCCGGCAUGGCUACCUCUCCCACGCCAUCCGAGUCCGGCACCGUCCAUCGCAACAGCAUCUCCCGUACCGCUUCGGACCUCAAUCUCGCCACCACCAUCCCGGCUGCAAAGAGGCAGAGAAUCGACGAAGAUGGCUGGGAUGACCGAAAGAUCGACGAACUCGCCCGCACCACUUCGAGGAUCGCGCGGCUGGAACGUAUCCUGGCGCUCAACGACGCCUCCUAUCUCGAACAGCGCCUCGCCCUCGCUGAAAAGGCGGUGCGUCUGCGUCUCGGCGAAGAGUCGAGCUCGCGCGCCAUCAACGACUUUGGUCAGAACGACCAGAUCUCCAGGCGCUCCAGCUAUGUGCCCGAGGAGAGCGAGACCGACCGACACGUCGACGGGCAUCUCGACGACAACGACGGCUUCCUCGGCACCUCCGCACUCGAGGCAGUCCCGCUGCAGCUCAAAAACGGCCUGCCCACCAACGCCAAAGCGGGCUCGGGCGACGUGGCGCCACAAGCCUUGCUGUCGUACAUCCACCCCAACCCCACGCGCAGAGGCUUUCCCAUCCCAUCGGCCGACGUACAGGCCAUCCGCGCCACCCUGCCCUCCCGCGACCAGUGCGAACGCUACUUUGACGCCUACUUUGCCCACUACAACUGGGCGCGUCUGCCGCUCCACGAGGCUACGCUGCGCGACCGCUUCCGCCAGUUCGUCGCCGGCGUGCCUUCGCCCUCGGAUGUCCGCAUGGAUGCAGAGACGCUGCCGUUUGUCGCUUUGGUGCUCGCCAUCCUCACGCUAGGCUCGGUACCGCCCAUCGUUCAGCCGCUAUCGUCCGCCACUUCGCACGCCUUCUUCUGGGCCACCAAGAAGGCGCUCGUCUUGUGCGAGACGCUCGGCCUCGCCAGUCUCGACUCGUGCUGGGCACACGGUGUUCUAGUCCGCUAUCUCGACGUCAUUCGCGUCACCCGCGCCAGUUGGCACGAGAUCGGCUCGUGGAUCCGCGAUGCCCUCGAUCUCGGCCUGCAUCGCGACGGCAGCUCGUUUGGCCUGCCCAAGGAGCAGGUGGCAGCUCGACGCAUCCUCUGGUCGCACGUCAUCCACAACGAUCGCGAGUGGAGCAUCAUCCUCGGCCGUCCGCUCACCAUCACCUUUUACACCACCGAGAUGCCCACGCGCGAAGACCUCGAGCCGCUCGGCUUUGCGUGCCAGACGUAUCUCCUCGCGCGCAACCGCCUCACCGCCUGCCUCGAGGCCAUCACGCAUUGCUUCGAGGAACGCUCCCAGAGCCGCGGGCCGUCGGGACGCACCUCGCGCGCCUAUUACCGCGUGCUGGAGGUGGAAGACAUGAUCGCCGAGUUUGUCGACUCGCUGCCGCCCUACCUCGCGCCCAACUGGUCGAGCUCGGGCAAGGCCAAGACCGACACGAGCCUCGACCAGGACCAUCCGCUGCUCCCCUUCUACCGCUACCUCAUCCUCGGCGAGGUGUGCUUCUACCGCUCGCUUCUGCAUCGCCCCUACCUGCUGCGGCCGGCGUCGCAUGGCAAGCAUCCGUUCCCCGAGAGCCGGCGCGUCUGCGUCGAGGCGGCACUCAACGACCUGCGUCUGCGCAAGGAGUAUGCGCGCGUGCUCUCCAAAGAGCAGCUGGCCCAGUCAUUCGGCGGUGCCUACGCGCUCUUCAACUCGGCCAUCGUCGUGGGCAUGUCGCUGCUCAUCGGAUUCAGCCUGGGCGAGCGCAUCGACACGGCCGAUCUCAACGAACGCAUCGGAUAUCUGCAGAACUUCAUCACCCAGCUGCGCCGCAACUUUGACGCCGGCAAUGUGGAUGCGUCGGCCGAGCGCGAGCAGAUGGUCAUCGAGGUGCUUGUAUCGCGCCUCGAACCCUUCCUACCGCGCGAUCUCGCCAAGCGAAGCCGUGGCGAGCUGGCGGCGGCCAAGGGAUCCAUGCGUGCCACAAUGAUGCAGGAUCCCAUGCGACGCAGCCAUGCUGCCUCGCAGCGCGUCGAGCAAGAAAAGCAGGCGGUCGACUCGCUGCGUCUGCUCUCGACCAGCGUGCCCGGUACACCGACCAUGUCGAACAACGGCGCAGGCCAGCUGCCGCCGUCGUCGAUGCAGUCCGUGCCGCCUUCGCACCACCUUGCCGGCUCGCCAACACCCAUGGGUGGGCCUGGAUUCGACAACGCCGCUGGUGCCAUGGGUUCGAUGGCCAUGGGCGGUGGCGCUGGUGCAACGGCGGCCGGGAUGGGCCCUGGCGCCACUGCCAAUCCCAUCGACCCGUACGGCUGGCUCCUCACGCCCACGGCCAUGGAGUCGCCCGACACCAAGACCAGCUCGGCCGGUACCAGCACCGCGCACACGCCCGUCAUGUCGGGCACCAAGCUCGGCGGCACUCCGUCAGCAACCACGGGCAUGGGCGGUGGAUCUGCCGCACCCACCGCCGGCACUCCCAUGCGCCACGGUCACGGCCACAGCCUGAGCGGCAGCCACCCUGCGCACUUUAUGGCCGCCUCGCCAGGCCAGUUUGCUUCCCUCUCGGCUCCCGGCAACGCGGCCGAGGGUCAGGCCAUGUUCGACUGGGAGGGCAUCUUGCAGACCAUCGGAUCCGGCUGGACGGGCGAUGGCACGCUCGAGACCGGCAUGGAGAGUCUGUUUGGGUGA